This is a messenger RNA of Guyanagaster necrorhizus, 204 nucleotides long. RefSeq lists its product as uncharacterized. NCBI's taxonomy places the organism in Eukaryota, Fungi, Basidiomycota, Agaricomycetes, Agaricales, Physalacriaceae. The record is from RefSeq and is a predicted model, not a curated record. Bases 1 to 204 code for a protein of 67 amino acids. The transcript is spliced from 2 exons.
AUGCCUGUACAAAUCCUCCCACCACACUCGGCCAAAAUUUCUAUCAGUGGCGGUGAGCUAAAUGGGGAACGAGUGGACUCCAGUAAGAACUUCGUCGUAUUUCCCAUAUCCUCCGUUAUUUCGCCUUUUGGAGCAGGUCCUUCAUUCCUCGUGUCCAUUUUUUUCGAGUCCGGAUAUCUAGUAUACCCACGUCUGAUUAAUUAG